Molecule: messenger RNA, 3309 nt
Organism: Nicotiana tabacum (common tobacco)
Lineage: Eukaryota; Viridiplantae; Streptophyta; Magnoliopsida; Solanales; Solanaceae
Source: RefSeq, a predicted model, not a curated record
ACUAAGAAAUCAAGUAGAAGUACAGAGAAAAGAAAAAUAUAAUACACCGUCAAAAAGUAGAAACCUUUUGAGUUGGAAGCAGAAAACAAUGGCGAAUGAGGGUUUCGACGAUGAAUGGGACGCAGAUUUGAUCGACAAGCUCGUCCAAGCCGAAGAGCUUGCCUUAUCCAUCGCCACUCGGCAACAUUUUCCACCUCCACCUCCUCUUCCGCCGCCGCCGCCGCAACUACAACCGCUAGGUCCGCAACCGCACACGGCAGUGUUCGCCGACGUCAGCUAUUCGCCUCCCCGAGAGUUGUCUCAGAGAGUUCCAGAGUUCUCCAAGGUUUUCAAUCAGUCCUCCGAUGUCAACACUUUCUCCGCUGCCGCUGGCCGAGUCACUAUCGCUCCUCGCGGGUCCCACACUGCUAAAGAAGAAGAAAUCGAUAAUUUGAAGAAGGAGCUCGAUCGAAUUUCAAAACAGCGGAAUUUUCUGGAGCAAGAGUGCAUUGAGUUAAGAAAGGAAAAAGAGAAGAAAGAGAAGGAGCACAAGCUUGCUCUUUCGAAGAGUGUGAACGUAAAUACAGAUUCGGGCGUCAACAUCCAACAAGACCAAAGAAAAUCCUUAGAAUGCCAAAAUGCACGCUCUACGAAUGAUCAUGUUAGCUCCAGCACAAAAGUCGGUACAAUAUCCUCUAAAGAUGUUGGGAUCCAGACUGAAAAGCAUGAUGAAUCUAUCAGCUUAUCAGCGGAAAGCGAUUUAUCUGCUACUUUUUGCCGUAGAAACAAGUUGUUGGAUGUAUGGAACUUGUCUAGUGGCCAAAGAUUAGGAAGGCUUCUCAUUUCGAAAUUGUAUGCAACAUGUGAAGUUGAUUUCCGUUUCCUUUCUGGAUACCUGAACGUGAGUUUUCCCUUAAGGACAAGUUUGGAGUCAAAUAUUUCUUUGAAGGAUAAUCUGCAGUACACUCAUUCUGGUGAGAGUGCAAAAGUGUCUCAUCUUUUCUCUAUAUUGACCAAGGUAUAUGCAUUAAGUGAUAUCUCUUUUCACUUUGACUGUACUUCACCUUCAGGUUCCUGCUUCUGAUUAUUUUUGCUUCUCAAGCGUGCAUGCUAACAAUCAUUAACCAAACGAUAGAUCUGUCUCAAUGUCUCAGAUUGUUUUUGUAUGAAUUGGUAUUCCUUAUCUCUGUUACCCAGUUACUGUUUACCUUCCACUCAACCAGGAAAAAGGAAGUUAAGUAAUUGGAAUUUUGAUUUUUCCUAUUUUCACUUGCUUGAACUCUUCACCUCAUAUUCUACACUUUUGACACUUGCUUUAGUCAUGCAUUUAUCUAAAUUAAAGGCAAUUGAACUCUUAAGGGACGCAAUUAAAUGAUACUAUUAUGUUGUGUCGUGUGUAGGAGUCAAAACUAAUAAAGGGUUUCUUGAUAAAGUUGAAAUUAAGUUGAAACUUGUUAAAAAUAUAAAUUAAUGUCUAUUAAAGAUUACAACAUAAUGUUUAGUUUGCAUUACUGUUGAUCGUAUAACUUUUUUUACAAAGUAAUAAAUUUCAUUAAUAGAAGGGCAAAAACUAUGCUUGUGUACAAGAAGUAUACCAAAAAGUAGAAAACCUUAUAAAAAGACAUGAUUCUCUACAAAUGACUUUCAAUCUUAACAUAUAGGAACCUUGUGGUGCCCCAAAAAUAAAUAAUGGAAAGAGGCUACUCGUCAAGUGUUCUAGAUCUUUUUCUACUUCAUCUGAUACGAACUAAUAUACGCGGAAGCAAGAAAUUGAUAAACAAACAACAAUCAAGAAAAGAUAGCAAAUAGAUCCAAAAUUAGAAAGGGAGGGGGAGAGAUUUAGAAUAAAGAAGGGAUAAUCUAACAAUUAAAAUAAUAUUUAAUCAGUAGAAUCAAUACAAGGAAGAAGAGACAUGAACUCAUACAUGGAUCCACACAAUCGGAUCCAUCCAAGCGAGGUUCAAAGAGAGAUACAAGGUAAAACCUUAACAUUAAACUAAACCUAACAUAAAGAGAUUUCAACGUUCAAAGUGAAUAAUCUCUCAAUUCAUCUCAAGCAAUCUACCCUAAAAAUGGAAAUAAGAAGUUAUUUAUACUAGGUAGGUAUUUGAGCUAACAAUGACCCAAAUACCCUGAAGCUAGUGAGAAAAUUAAGUAGGGUUAAAUAACAAAGCUAGCCCAAAUAUCCUUAAUUACAAAUGUAGCCACCAAUCUUCUAACUUGAUCUUUUAAAACACUCCAACGCCAUGAUGUUGAUUUGGAAUCCUCCUUGUUAAGCAUGCUAACAUGGAUUUUAUCACCAUCAAAAGCGUUCCUAUUUCUCUCUCUCCAUUCAAUCCACACGAGUGCUAGAGUAGUGACAUCCAUGCACUAUGUCUUUUCUUCCGUCUGCUGAAAGCGCAACUAUACAUGCAUAGUUUCUUUCACAGUGCAUGACAAUACCCACUCAAGUCCAAAUCACCUCAAAAUUUCCCACCACAAUAUAAGACGCUAACCGACAAUGUAAGAGGAGGUGAUUCAUGUCUUCCCAUGAUUCAUUACACAUGAAGCACCAAUUAAUAUAAGUAAUCUUCCUCUUCACUCAAAAUCUUUCCUCUCAUAGUUAGUCAAAUAAAAUAUACUUUUCUUGGUAUCUUAGUGAUCCAUAAUGAAUUAUAUGGAAAUGCUAGCUCCUUCCUAAACAGAAGCUUCUCGUAAUAGGACUUAACAGAGAAGAUGUCGUUUCCCCUUUCCCUUAUCUCCAUACAUCGUGACUACCUUGUGAAAGUUUUUUACUAUGAAGCAAAUCAAGCAAAAAUAAUUCUUUCACCUCCCAAUCUUGCAAGUUCCUCCUAAACCUCAAGUCCCACUGCACUUCUCUCCAUUGUAGGCUCAAUAGUUAUUGAACUGGCAUCUCCUUUUGACAUGAAAUACCAUGCAUGUUCGGCCAUGUGAUUUUUGGAUGUGUAAGUUCCGCACCAGUCACCACCAAUGUCCCAAAAAAGUUACCCUACUCCCGUUGCCCACCCUGAAUGAAAUGUUCCCAUCUAACUCUUCCCACCCCUUUAAAAUAUUCCCUAUAGCCCAUAGCCGUAGGGAGUGAGACAUCUUUUGUCCUCCACCCCCUUCUAAAACCCCAUACUUCUCUGCAAUCACCCCCUCCUAAGAGCAUCUACCUCCACUCUAGAUCUGUAUAGCCACUUUCCUAAUAACGCCUUGUUAAAAACUCUUAAAUCUUUUAUCCCAAGCCCACCACAACAUUUUGGUGUAGUGACAGUAUCCCAAUUUGCGACGUGACCUAUGUAGCGGAUAUGAACGUGGGGCUUGAUCAGUGUUUUGGAUAGCGUGCGG